GAGAGAGUCUCAGGCUGGCAAUGGCCAUGGAGGAGCUGCGGCGAGGGCUGUCCCGCUGGAAGCGCUACCACAUCAAGGUACACCUAGCCGACGAGGCAUUGCUACUGCCACUGACCGUGCGGCCCCGAGACACACUGAGUGACCUGCGCGCACAGCUAGUGGGCCAGGGUGUAAGCUCUUGGCGCAGAACCUUCUACUACAACUCUAGGCCUCUGCCUGACCAUCAGACAGUUCGCGAAGCUCGCCUGCAGGACGGCUCAGUAUUACUUCUGCUCAGCGACACCAGGUAGGAAAUGGAGGAGAUGGAGCGAUGAUUUUAGGGACACAAGAUGCUGGCUGAAGGAGCAAACUGGCCCAGGCACCACAUCUCUCUCUUCCUGGGAGUCCAGUCGUACUUCAGGUGCUGGGCUUCCAGAGAGAUGCCAACUCCCCAGCCCUGCUGAUGCCCACUGCCUCUGGUGUUCCUGAUGGUGACUUCUGACAUUGUCGUCCAGCCCUCCAUCCCCCCAACCCCGGCAAGGAACCUUCUGGUUGCUCUGUGGCCUUAGGACCCUCCCUUGGGAGCCUCUGCUGCCUGGAUCGACCUCUGUCCAUCCCCAGAGCACAGCCUCCUCGGGGAAGCUCAACAGGCACACUUCCUUCUUUGGAGGACCCACGGGGCUCCAGCUACGAACAGAACAGGAGGACACUCUGAUCCAGGGGGGUCUUGGUGAGCCCAUAGGUGUGCAAAGUGGUCUGAGUAUUUCAGCACGUGCUGUGGGGGCUCUACUCCACAGCUCCAGUGUUGGGUGCUAUGUGACCCUGCCCCCCAUUGUCCCUGUUUCCCCCCACCCCUUCAUGUGCUGGGGGACUACACUGUGAGCCCAGAAGGAAAUAAUGUUUUAAUUAAGAGUUGUACAGGCUGCAGGAGGCAGAGCAGGGCAGCUGGGAACUGAACCAUGGUCUUUGGAAUCAGGGUUGCUAGACAUUCGCAACUAUGCAGGCCUUGGGGGUGUGGGUCCCUCUCUGCCUCCCCAGUCUCCUUCUAGAUCCACCAGGCUGUUGUUCAGCUGUGGGGGAAGCUGCUGGCCCUCUGGGAGAGCUGCUGGGGAGUGGAGGGGAGGCUGGUAUUGAGGGGCGAGAGAAAGCAUUUUGACAUUUAACAAACCUUAUGCAAAUUGCAUGCAAAUUACAUGCAAAUCACUAUUCAUUUCUUCAGGCGGACAGCCUUAGCGUGUUCAGAAAUAAUAAUGUAGGGCCUGUUCCUUGGUCCCAGUCCUGGCGGUCUUCCCUCCCUGCCCUCCUCCCUCUCUCCCUCCCUCCCUCCCUCUCUCUUUCCCUCCUACCCUUCCCAUCUUUGAUCCAAGGCCGCCUAGCCCUGAAGUGGAUGUAAACAGCCCAAUUGGCUGCCUUCAUUCUGUUUUCUAGAUCAGAGAACCAAGGCCUGAGGUCCCAAAGCCACAAUGUGGAGAGCAUGUGACCUCUCUCCAACAGUCAUCAGAAGCCAACAUGAACAGAACCUGUGACCCACAAAGAAAAGGUGACAUGAGGAGGCUCCAGGCCUGUGAUAGCUUGCAACAGCACAGGGGAAUUGUGGUGCUGAAGGCCAGGCUGCUGAGUGUGAGCCCCCCACAAGCUCACCCUGUUCCUUAUGUCCUGAGAUCUCCCUGAAUUCCUGCCACAGGACCAUCAGUUUUUUUUUUUUCCCACUCCACCUUCUUUUUGUUUUUUAUAGACUCCUAUUUAUUCUACCUUCAGUGCCCCAUUUAUACACAGCCAUUCCUGAUACUCCAGUGAUAGCCUCCAGUGUCCUCCGGGUCCCUGCUAUGCCAGCACUAUGCUCCUGUCCUAGGCCUGAGUCAUGAGCCCAGGUUAGGUAGGAGGCUCAUUCCAUCUCUGUGAACUCACUUCAGGAGACCCAAGGUCAUGUUCCUACUCCGGGCUCUAGGUGCAGAGGUGCCAUUUUGAAUGUGUUAUCAAAUAAAGACUGACAACAAAGCAGGA
This is a messenger RNA of Mus musculus (house mouse), 1983 nucleotides long. It is a transcript of the gene Tincr, whose product is annotated as TINCR ubiquitin domain containing. Gene Ontology annotation, cellular component: anchoring junction; cytoplasm; nucleus. NCBI's taxonomy places the organism in Eukaryota, Metazoa, Chordata, Mammalia, Rodentia, Muridae. The record is from RefSeq and is marked validated. Bases 21 to 290 code for a protein of 89 amino acids. The transcript has 3 exons.